ACUUGUCAUCGGCGCGGGGCAGGCGGGAACUUCCUCUUGCGAUCCAUCCCUCACUUGCAACCAGACUCCAGAGCUUCCUCCAGUCAACGUCCUGCGCAUUACCAACAUUCCACUUGGUAACCGAGCCGCCAUGCGAGGCUCUCCUUGUCGGCCCGCCCCUGCUGAAUCCCGUCAUUGUUGUUUUCUGAUCUCAUUGUCUCUCUCUUAAAGAGCCUCCAGGAUAGGUCUCGUCAGGCCUGAACAAAGCCAUAGGUACACAAUUCUCGCUCGAUCACGAACGUUGUGUGGAGAAACCAUACGGCUCUGGUAUAUCUGGAUUGCUCCAUACCCUUGAUAUUCCCGCAACUUCGACAUACUGUUGUGUGCAGAGUGUCGAAUGGACGUGGCGUAGUUGGGCCGCCUGCUUUGAGAGCUUUAAUCAAUCGAUUGUGACUGCUGGGCGCAUGCAGGUACUAUCUUACAUUAUAUCAUCCACAUUAUACAUGUCGACGGACUAACGACAUCGUCGCAAUUGCCUGUGUCUCCCAGCGAUUUUUCAGCAAGCUUAUCCCUUCAUCUCACUGCCGAGCUACCACUCUGUAUCAUUUCGAACCCCCUCUUAUCAGAUUGAUCAUCGAACCAUUCAUGGCCGCGUUGGAUCUGACCACCUCCGCGGCCCGAACCUCCACAUCCGCUCUCUAUCUUCGGAAAGGACGUCCAGGCUGAGCGAGCAUAGGACAUUCAGUGUGCCAACCACACUCUGUCAGCAGGUAAAGACUCAGCAGCAGCUUCACGCCAUUGGUCACCGUUUUAGAUUGUGUACUUGUAGUACCAUCUAGGUACCUUUCCUCGUCGAGUCAUCCCUCCAGGAGCUUCUACACAGCGAGGUUCCAGGGUGGUGAUAUACUUGAGUUCGGCUCACAGCCUGAACAACCUUCCCCAUUAUCAACACAUCCAUUCUCCGCUCGACUUGUUGGCUUGCGCCAGCCCGUAGAGGUAGUGAUGGACACUAGAAGGAUCCUCGAACACCCGGUACUCGCACCCGUGCUGUCGGUUACCUUCAACCAUGAUAACAGCUGCUUUGCCGUCGGUUUAGACCAUGGUUUCCGCAUUUAUGAGUCGGGAUCAUGCGUUCUACGAACCUCUCGCGACUUCGGUGCUGGUAUCGGCAUGGUCCAGAUGCUUGGUCGCACAAACAUUCUUGGACUAGUUGGUGGUGGACGGCAGACAAAGUUGAGCCGAAACAAGCUCGUUCUAUGGGACGACAAAAGUAAGAAACAAGUAGGCGUCAUCAGCGCCUCGUCAUUGGUUCGAGGGGCUAAGAUGUCCAGCAAGCGAAUCGUUCUGGUUUUGAUGGACCGAGUGCAAGUCUACCAAACGGCCAAACCCCACCCGCUGCUUUCCACAUAUGAAACGACCGAUAACCCUCUAGGCCUGUGCUGUCUCUCCUCGGAUCGCAUUGCCUUUCCAGGCAGGGCGAUCGGCCACGUCCAGCUCGUUGAGGUUGAGACCGGCAAUGUCAGCAUCAUAACCGCGCACACGUCGGCGCUGCGAGCGAUGGCCUUGAGCCAGGAUGGCGAGUUGCUGGCUACGGCGAGCGAGAUGGGAACCAUCAUCCGCGUCUACGCAACAUCCAACUGUGCUCGACUAUACGAGCUGCGCCGCGGUAUCGACAAAGCCAUCAUCUUCUCCAUCGGCUUCAGUCCCUCUGGCAAGUAUCUGGCCUGCACCUCCGACAAAUCGACACUCCACGUUUUCGACGUGACUCGCCCCGGCGGCACAAGACCGAUUACUAGCAACGGCGGCACUGCCUAUGCCGCCGGCGAACCUUCAGUCACGGGCAACAACCGCCCUUCUAGCCCUUACUCCGUCGCAUCAAGCAGUGGCGGCGGUGGUGGUGUCAUGGUCAAUAGCAACAAUGGCGGGUCAGACAUGGCCGCUGACGAUGGGCAAGGUCGCUGGGGCUUCCUCUCCAAACUCCCUCUCAUGCCGCGUAUCUUCUCAGACCCAUACUCCUUUGCUUCCGCCAAGUUCGAGAUGGCUGACGAGCCCGUGUCCAACGGCAGCCGCGAGCCGCUCACGCGUGAUGGGGGCCUAGCCAUCAUCGGGGGCCCGCUCAAGGGCAAUCUGGGCUGGAUCAGCGAGACGGAGAUGGUGGUCAUUGGAGCUGGGAGAGACCCCAAGUGGGAGAAGUUUGCGAUCCAGGAGGGCGGGCAGCAGGAUGGGUAUCAGGGUGGAGGACGCCGGCUGGUCAGGGUUGGGUGGAAAAGAUAUGGUGGGGAGACGCCUUAGUUGGACGAACGGUUGGGGGAUUGGACACUUGUACCGGCGUUGAAGGGAGGUGAUGAUGGAUCUGAUGAUUCCGUUUACAAGUAGCAUUGUCUGGGGGUUUAUGAAGGAAUCAGAGGAGGUGUGUGUGCAACGAUAUCCACGCAGGGUCUGGGUCUGCAGUAUUACACUGUUUGGUUCAUCCGUUGUAUAUGGGGGUGUCUGAACAGUAAUAGCGUUUUCAGAUUGUAGCACUUUAUAACAAGACGUAAGAUUGUACAUCGUCACGAGCAUAUUGAGGCAUUAGAUUAGGGAAGCGAGUACAAAUACUCCAGAUACGAACAUCUUCAAUAUAUUUGUGCUACUCC
Neurospora crassa OR74A is the source of this 2615-nucleotide messenger RNA. Its product is annotated as SVP1-like protein 2. Bases 982 to 2271 code for a protein of 429 amino acids. Gene Ontology annotation, biological process: protein localization to phagophore assembly site; protein lipidation; nucleophagy. The record is from RefSeq and is a predicted model, not a curated record. NCBI's taxonomy places the organism in Eukaryota, Fungi, Ascomycota, Sordariomycetes, Sordariales, Sordariaceae. Gene Ontology annotation, molecular function: phosphatidylinositol-3,5-bisphosphate binding; phosphatidylinositol-3-phosphate binding; protein binding. The transcript is spliced from 6 exons. Gene Ontology annotation, cellular component: phagophore assembly site membrane; extrinsic component of membrane; cytosol.